Molecule: messenger RNA, 3168 nt
Organism: Branchiostoma belcheri (Belcher's lancelet)
Lineage: Eukaryota; Metazoa; Chordata; Leptocardii; Amphioxiformes; Branchiostomatidae
Exons: 2
Coding region: 1-3168 (1055 amino acids)
Source: RefSeq, a predicted model, not a curated record
AUGGUAGAGUCUGCACGCUGUAAGCGUGUUUCUGGUGUCGUGUUCCUAUUGGACCCAACCAAUCAAAUUGCCACCCAUGCCAUAGCUAGCAGUGGGUUUGAUGACGACAUCAAGAUGUGGGCAGUAGGUAACGCCAACACCGAGGCACCACCCAUCCCUAUACACAAAAGAGAAGAAGUUGAAACUGUUGGGACAGAGGAAGAACGUUUGGAAAAUAGGCUUCAGGAUGAUAUUGAUGUCAGCAAUCUCUUGGCAGAAACAGACCAAACGUUGUCCGCGCAUAGGCUACCCCCGACUAAACUUCACAAAAGCACUAAGUUGUUCAGUAUCUUGCGCGCAGUCGUACCGAAUACAGAAAAUAUGGAUGUCGGGUUUGCCAUCAUAUGGGGAGUUUUAGAGAUGAUUAUCGAAAAGACCGCCCGACCUUUCAAGUUGGCUCCUAUCAUGCCGUAUACUAUAACAGCGGCGCAAGUGCUCACCCAAAUAUGGGUCCAAAAUAAAGCAAUGUCGCUGACGUCGCAUAGUGCUAUAGAUUGGUGUCGUAUGGCUCUUGAAAAGGGGCAACACGGGCUUUUAGAUAAUUUUGACACCCAGACGUGGAGGGACGGGGAUUGUAAGUACACAGUAGCCACACUAAAGGACCAUAAUGUGUACGCGUUCAUAUUGCCCCAGGAAAAUCAGCCUAGUAAUACACGAACAGCUCAGCUCACCGCCGUCCUCAUUCACCUCAUGAUGUACCCAGACCCACCGCACAUAUGGGCAAAUCAGCGGAGCAUUACGAAUUCUUUUGUUGGCGAAGCUGGUAUGAAGUUUGCAAUUGCGAAAGAGAGCGUAAUCCCUCGCUGUACAAAAGCGCUCCUCACCAAAGGGAAAUCAAAAGAAGAAAUUGCCGAACGAGUCCAACAAGUGUUGACAUUAAUUUCGCUCACUAAUCCAAACUCCAUUCUGAGUACGUUAAACUUUAACCACAUCGAUUAUAUGGCUGACCUACUUAAGGUGCGCCAGACUAAAGACACGUCAUAUGAAUAUGCUGGCUUAGAGGUUUGGGCACAAGAUGACAUGCGUAUUGACGUCAGCGUCGCCGAGGGUGAGCACGUCCCCAGACUCUCGUGGACAAAUAUUGUCGACCGUAAGAUCCUUAUCAAGCAUCAACCGCAACCCCUAUACCUCUUGCCCGUCAUGGCUAGGUUAGCACUGCCCCACAGUCAGACCAUGGCCGACAUGAGCCUCAUUGGUAUGCUGGCUGCAGAAGGAAACGUAAGACCAGUCGACGUGUUGUUUGAAUUUGGACUCGUCUGCCAUAAGAGCCGAGAACUUCUUUUAUGGCUGUACGACUAUCUGCGCCAUCUUAAACGCCCUCUUCUUCCCCCAGAAAGCACUGAUUAUUACGGUUCUCAUCCUACAGGAAACGAAGUUACUGAUAAGACCCUUGACCUUCUCAUGAGAAAUAUCGUCGCGACAAAUAUUACGGCAGAAGAGUAUGCCGACCCCCAAGCCCAGGGGAACAGGGUCAUGGUGCUGUACAAAAGUUACGAAAAUGGCGAACCCCAUUACAUCAUAUAUGACGAAAAGCGCCGUCAGGUAACUAGCAUCCCACAAUUUACUGAUUUAAGCCUUCAUCAGGCAAGAGUCAUAGAGCUGCUUAAUAGGGAUGGGCAAGCUAUCUUGCACGAAAAUCAACCUAUGCUGUACCAAGUUUUCACCUGCGUUGUCAAGCUUUAUAGCAUCGUCUUGACCCUAUCGGAUAAGAUGGUGAUCUUAACCCAGAUUUUUACCGCCAUAGAGACUGUCCGUAAGGCAGUUCUCGGCCAGGUUACCCACCCCAUUGCUCCAUUCUUAAGUCUCCUUAUUACGGCCAGGGACAGUGAUAUCGAUCGCUUCAAUUAUGUCUCUCUUAAUCUAUACAGUAAAAAUCGAUGGGGAGGAAAUCGGUUUAAAGGGUACACUCCCUCCGUCAGUCUUGGGCAGCACAAUCUUCUAUGGCAGGAGUUUUCCAAAGCACUCAUCUCUGUUUCCGACUGCGUACAUCUCCCCGACAUACACAAAGCAAACACGCCCAUAUCCAGGAUAGACUAUAAUGGGACACCCUAUUUCAUCACUCUUGAAGGCGAAGUCCGUCGCAUGUGUGCCCGGGACACCAAUCUCGAACCUCAACCUAGUAUGAACCACACACUUCGCAUAUUAGAAGCUAAUAAAGAAGACGGGUCUAGUUCGACAGCAACCGCUCCCAACGACCGUUGUAUAGACGUGCUACCCCCUGCCUUGGCCAUAUAUUCUCUGUAUCGCGCUUACUUCAAAGUACGAAAGUCCACCGAAGACCGCGAAAACAUGGUGGCGUAUGCGGUGCGCCACUGGGACAAACAUUGUAAAUUAUACAAGAUUCAAGAAGCCACAAAGCCUGUGACUUUCGGGAACGUUCUGAAAACAGGUAUCAAACUAUUGAAACCCCUUGUGGAAAAAUAUUUUUAUUCCCGUCCUACCAUACCUUCCCCCACCAAGAUGAGCGUCGAAGUGGACUUUUAUUCACCCGAUAGUAUGCACAAGAUUGACAUAACAGAGUCGACCAACUGGAAUUAUACGAGAUAUAUGGGUCUUUUAACUAUGCCCUCUGGUCACAUCUUGUUUGGGCGAAACGCAGAAAGACACCCUAUUCUCGCCUUUGUAGACGAAAGAUACGAAUGUCGCUGGCUGCGUUAUGUAUUGGGCUUACAUUAUGUUCAUCUCACCCACAAGCACCUUUAUUUUGUUAAUCUAAAACCACCCCACGAGCAUGGCCUCAAUCUACUUUUAGUCACUACACCCAUUGACAAUCCACUCCAAACCAAAUCGCAAGUUGUAAGUGUAUUAAGCGACACUUACAAACCAUCACUCUCCGCCUUUUUAACAGCAGAUACCAAUCACCUUGACCAAACGUUUCUAUUUCCCCUAGUGUUGAAUCGCUGGGUUAGUGACGUUACUCAGUCCUCACAACACGCUCUAUUUUUAUAUACAGUGAUGGGUAGCCUAUUUGGAUACAAUCACAAUCAGGGCGGGUUUCGUCGCAUCAGAUAUUUAUCUGAAGAUGUCGCCUUAGCACAAUACGGGUCUUUUACAUCCGCUUCUGAUGCAGGGUUCAGUCUCCUCGUGAUAAACCGACCAGACCUCUUUGCCCAGUUCACAACGUUAUGA